AUGGCUCGCUGGCUAGCAUCUGCAGCAUUGCUCGCUGCGGCAGCUUCCUCGCUCGCCCGUGCGGCCAUUGUCGUCCGGGACGGCAAGCUCUCGCUCAUCGACGCAGUCGGCGCAUCCGCCGUCGCAACAACAGCCUUCACGUCCGACUCGCCAUCACCGCUCCCCGCCCGCCAGCUCAGCCCCACAGACGCCCUCAAGCUGUCCUUCACCGUCCUGAACGACUCUGCGCCAUUCGCACCGCAGCAAGCUGCUGUUCUCGUCCAGCCGGUGAACGAGGAGGAGCGCAAGCAGCCGGGGCGGGAUUGGACGAGCUGGGUCAAGGUCAGGCAGAACUCGGGCAAGGCGCGAUGGGACUUGGACCUCUCUCGCGCGGACCCGUCUCUUCUGUCCCUCUCUUCCGGUCCUCUCUCAUUCACCCUCAUCCUCGGCCACCCCUACGUCGCCCCGCUCUCCCUCCCGCUCGGCACCUUUACCCUCCCCUCCUCGCUCGUCCUUCCCUUCCCUUUCCCUCCCGACGAGGACCUCCCGAAGCACUGGGAGGUCGAGCGGUACAAGCCCAUGCCCGAGAUUCAGUGGACGUUCCGCGAGGGCGAGAAGAAGGUCAACAAGGUUCUCGCGCUCGGAGGGACUGCGGUCGUCCUCGCGCCGUGGCUUGUUCUCCUCGUAGCCUUCCGCUACAUCCUCCCCUCGCUCCACCUGUCCUCGUCGCCCCUCAUCCUCACCUUCCUCGCCUCCCUCACAGCCCUCGAGCUCCUCUUCAUCGUCUACUGGGUCCGACUGCGCCUCAUCCCGACUCUCCCAAUCUUCCUCGGACUCGGCGCCUGGAACGCGUGGAUCGGAAGGCGGGCGCUCGGAGAGGUGCGCAGGAGGAGGAUCGCGAGGGAGGAGAAGGAGGCGGGGAAGAAGGUCGAGUAG
This is a messenger RNA of Rhodotorula toruloides NP11, 915 nucleotides long. RefSeq names its product dolichyl-diphosphooligosaccharide-protein glycotransferase. The transcript is spliced from 4 exons. The record is from RefSeq and is a predicted model, not a curated record. NCBI's taxonomy places the organism in Eukaryota, Fungi, Basidiomycota, Microbotryomycetes, Sporidiobolales, Sporidiobolaceae. Bases 1 to 915 code for a protein of 304 amino acids. Gene Ontology annotation, cellular component: membrane; oligosaccharyltransferase complex. Gene Ontology annotation, biological process: protein N-linked glycosylation.